CCAUGCCAGCGAGCCAAGUUGUCCUCCGCGUCACCAUGACGACCUUGUAGUGUCUCACUUUCACUUCUGUCCGUCUUUUUGAACUCGCGUUUUGACGUCACACUGUCCCCGGCUCGAGCGUGAUGCCCGCCGGGAUGUUCAGCAUCGACAGAAUCCUGUCCGGACGUCCCAGCAGCUGCAAGGAGCCGCUGUUGGCGCACCGGAGCGGCCCGGUGCUUCUGCCCGGCCAUGACGCCCUUUACGCCGACUACAACGGACUGUACGCGGCCGCAUGCGGGCCCUCCGUGCAGGCCGGAGUCCAACCCGUGAACGGAAGCAGGGUGGGCUACAACGGCUUUUACUAUGCCGGACAGAUGCACGUCCAAGGCGCCGCCGGACUCCCGUGCUGCGGUGCCGUGCACGGCCUCGGCCCGCAGCAGUGCCCGUGCAUGCCGCCAGGCUACGAGAGUCCGGUUCUCGUGUCCCCGGUGCCGCAGCACCUGAUGUCCUACGUGAACAUGGGCAGCCUGUCACGGAGCGAACUGCAGCUGCUCAACCAGCUGCACUGCCGCAGGAAGCGGCGGCACCGGACCAUCUUCACCGACGAGCAGCUGGAGGCGUUGGAGGGCCUCUUCCAGGAGACCAAGUACCCCGACGUCGGCACCCGGGAGCAGCUCGCCCGCAAGGUCCACCUCCGGGAGGAGAAGGUCGAGGUUUGGUUCAAAAACAGACGCGCCAAAUGGAGGCGGCAGAAGAGGUCGUCUUCUGAGGAGCCGUCGGACAACACGUGGAACAAAACCACCAAAGCGUCUGCGGGAAAAAACCAACACAGCAAAAGCCAAGCGGAGUCAGACAGCUGAUCACAAGUCUCUCCCCCCGGCCCCCCACCCCCCACUCCAUUCUACCGUCUACGCUCCAACACCUUCAAAUGUGUCCUCGACGCCUUUGGACGUCCCUACGUGACAUUUUGGAUGGAGCGCGAGGCGUCAUGUGACAAUCUGAACGGAAGGGAAAUAUCUCGGAAACAUUUGGGACAAAAUAGGAGCAAUAUCCUGGAAAACAAGGGAAUUCUACCAGAAAAAUGAAGUACAAUCUCCGGAAAAUAAGGGACAUUUCCUGGAAAUUAAGGACAUUUCAUAAUAAAAUAAAAUAAAAUAAGGGAAAGAAUUACAUGUUGUCCAUUUGACAUUUAGAAAUGACAUUUUCUAUAAAGUAACCAAAAAUAAGGGAAUUUUCCCAGAAAAUGUAAGAAUUUUUUUCAGAAAAUAAAGAAAAUUGCCUGGAAAAUAAGGACAUUUAAUCAUAAAAUAAAUAAAAUAAGGGGAAAUAAUUACACGCUGUCCAUUUGACAUUUACAAAUGACAUUUUCUAUUAAAAAAAGAACAGAUAAUGAGGGACAUUCAUAUGGACAUGGACAUAUCCAGAGAAUAACAUAAAUAUUCCUGGAAAAUAAGGGACAUUUCAUGGAAAGUAUAGGAGAGGGGAAAAGGGUGCAAUUUCCCUUAUUGUCUGUCUAAUUUGUGCCAGAUAUUUUCCUCUAUUUUCCAGAAAAUUCCCUUAAUUUUCCAAUAUAUUUCUCAUAUUUUCCAGAAGUUUUCCUUACUCUGUCAUGAUAUUUCCUUUAUUUGCCAGAAAAUGCCCCCUAUUUAUUGACAUUUCCCCCCAAAUAAACUGUUUUACAGAAAAUGUCCCACAUUUCACCAGCUGAACAAAUGCCAAUAUUUUCUUGGAAUUUUCCUUCAUUUUCCAGCCUCUUUCUCUUGUCCUUUAUUUUUUAUUUUAGGGGUGUUCCCUUGUUUUGAUUAAGCUCCCUUAUUUUCCAGAAAAUCCCCUCAUUUUCCAAAAACGUUAAAUUAUUUAAAAAAAAGAAAAAAAUCUGAAACUGUCCCUUAUUUUCCAUUAUUUCCCCCAAAAUGUACUUUAUUUUACAGAAAAGCUCCCUUAUUUUAAAUGUUGCCUUGUUUUUAUUAAUUUUCCUUAUUUUCCAGAAAUUCCACUUAUUUCCCAAAAACUUUGACUUAUUUACAAGUUGUUGUUUUUUUUUUAUUUUAUAGCAAAAAAAAAUUGAAAAUGUGCCUCGUUUUCCACUAUCCCCCCCAAAUCUACUUUAUUUUACAGAAAACGUCCCUUAGAUUUCAAGAUUCACUUUUUGUUUUAAAUUGGAGUUUCUGGAAUGCAGUAAUUCCCUUAUUUUCUGGAAACAUUUUCCAGAAAAUGUUAACCCAAACCCUAUCCUAACCCUCCCUCAACUCCUAACUGUAAUUGGAAAUAAAAGAACGAAACAAAGAAACACUGAGGCGUUUUGGAGUGGGUUCCAUCCCACGUGCCUGUCUGAGUUCGCAUUUGAAAGUAAGGCACAUUUUCAGAAAAAUGAAGGGAAUUCAAUACAAAAUGAAGGGGAAAAUAAUCAUUUUUCCAAAUCAGGGACAUGUUCCGAAAAAUGAUGAAAAAUAUGAGACAAAUAAGUCAAAUAAGGGACGUUUUGAAGUAAAGCAACUUUCCAGAAAAUAGUUGUGUGUUGAAAUACGUGCAAUUUUCAGGUGAAAUUUCCCUGGGAAUAACGGCCACUCGUCAAGCGUGGAUGAAGUGUGGAUGUUGGUCACCCGCAGUGUCAGACAGCAAGUUUGUGUUCUGUUUACCAUCAGUGGCUUAUGGGAUAAAUGUACUGCAUAUAUUGGAUGGACUGUAUACUGUAUGUAUAAAUGUAUGUACACCGUGUAUACUGGAUGUACUUGUGUGUGUGCGUGCGUGUGCGUGCGUGCGUGGUGAUGAGCAGCGUUGCACAGAUGUACAUUAUCAUUAUUUAUAUUUAAUUUAAGUUGUUGAUGUUGAAAUAUGUAGAAGACAUCCACGUGACAGCUUCACUAGUCAUGUUUGUGCUAACUAUUCUCUCCGUCAAGAAUUUAAAAAGAAAAGAAAAGAAAAGAAACUUUCCAACGCCCAAGGUGAGAAUGUGAUUUCAUUUCGUAAAAAAAGAAGAAAGAAAAUCAAAUAUCAGUGAACUAUUUGUCUGAUUUUGUUUGUCCACGGCUGAUU
Molecule: messenger RNA, 3015 nt
Organism: Dunckerocampus dactyliophorus (ringed pipefish)
Lineage: Eukaryota; Metazoa; Chordata; Actinopteri; Syngnathiformes; Syngnathidae
Gene: gsc
Product: goosecoid
Exons: 3
Coding region: 123-839 (238 amino acids)
Biological process (GO): regulation of transcription by RNA polymerase II
Cellular component (GO): nucleus
Molecular function (GO): RNA polymerase II cis-regulatory region sequence-specific DNA binding; DNA-binding transcription factor activity, RNA polymerase II-specific
Source: RefSeq, a predicted model, not a curated record